Messenger RNA from Marmota monax (woodchuck), 1879 nucleotides. RefSeq lists its product as uncharacterized. Gene Ontology annotation, cellular component: plasma membrane. Gene Ontology annotation, biological process: cell surface receptor signaling pathway. The record is from RefSeq and is a predicted model, not a curated record. The transcript is spliced from 2 exons. The coding region runs from base 1134 to 1817 and encodes 227 amino acids. NCBI's taxonomy places the organism in Eukaryota, Metazoa, Chordata, Mammalia, Rodentia, Sciuridae.
CAAAAAAUUAAUCAAUAUAAGCAUGAAGGAAUAAAAACUUUAUGUUAGGAAUCAUAACGGACACAACAUAGGAGAACCAGAUAAGGAAAGGUAAAAAACACUAGUUGGAAAACAGAUUCUCACUAUGUCUGGUGAUGAGGAUGAACAAGAGCUUGGGGUAAGCUAGGUACACCUGAGCCCCUGAUGGACCAUGAAUGAGACCAGUGCUGGAAUCCAUGGAGGAGGCUGGCUCUUAGUGUCCACUGUCCUAUGAGUUCUCAGGGAGGGCUUGUGGGGCUGGGGAUCCCAUUGGUCAGGCAGGCUGGUGGUCAGCAUGGAAAGCAGGACGUGAAGUAGAGAAAGGUCAGCACACACUGGAACCACUGACACCCUUUAUGCUCUUCUUUUUUACAGUGCUGGGAAUCGAACCCAGGGCCUCAUGUGUACCUGCCCAGCACCUCUGAUCCUCUUUUUCACAGCUUCACAUCAAUGGUGAUUUUAGAGUGAUAGCAGGCAUUUGAUUUUCCCUGGAUACUUUUAGACAUUGCUUCACCCAGAACCGUACAUACCACAAAUGAAAUUCUCAGAAAUAUAAUCCUGCUUAGCUAGGUUGACAAUGUAUCAAACACCACAGUGAGUGCUUCUCAAAAACAACAGGAAGAUUUUGCUCUGAUCUGGGGGGUUUCUAGCCUCUUCUUCCCAGAAAAAGCACAAAGCUGGGCCCCAGACCAUCAUAGCAAGUACUCCUAGGAAAUCAUUACCAAGAUAGUUACAUUGUGAAGAGGCGCCAUUCCAAGAGGCCCAGCCAACCAGGAAAGGCAAAUGCAGUCACAGUACCAUGCAGAUGCCCUUAAGAGCAUACGUUAACACUGAUGCAAUGCAACACUUAAAUUUUUUGAUAAAAAAAUUUCACUGUGUCACAAUAUGACAGUACGCUGUUACAGAAAUGAAAGUGUGGUGCAUUGGGGAAAAAAAAACUUUCAGCUCCAUUUUUGUUGUUGUUGUUGGUUUGUUUCUUUCCUUCUAAUUUUUUUAUAAUUGCUAGACUUUUUCAAAACUGGUCCAUUAAAACACCUAGCCCAGCAAGUUCAGCCAUGAGUUGCCCUGGUGCUAUUACUUUGAAUAUAAGACAUAGAAGCUAAAUAUUGAGGCAAAUGCACUUACUGCCCAAAUGUAUGUCCCUUGGGCUCCUAAGAAACUCUAUUAAAUCAUUACAGAGUUCUACGUCUCAGAGCAUCUUCUAUACAUUUGAGAAGGCUGCAUCUUGUAUCACUAUGAAAGUCCACCACCAGGGGGCAGAUGAGAGCACCCCAGGACCCUGUGUUCAGGCGCCCAUCCUCCAGGGCUGGGAAAAGGAAGAAGGGGGCACAUGGUCAGACCUCCCCAGAGAAGGAGGUGUGAGGCCAACGCUGAAGAUGCUGCUGCUCCUGCUGCUUCUGGGGCCCACAGGCUCUGGGCUUGGUGCUCAUGUCACUCAACAUCCAAGCAGGGCCAUCUGUAAGAGUGGGACCUCUGUGAAGAUCGAGUGUCACUUUGUGGACAUCCAGGCCCUAACUGUGUUUUGGUACCGUCAGUUCCCCAAACAGAGCUUCGUCCUGAUGGCAACCUCUAAUGUGGGAUCUGAGGGCACCUACGAACAAGAUUUUGUCAAGGAAAACUUUCCCAUCAGUCACCCCAAUGCCUCCUUUGCAUCUCUGGAGGUGACCAGCGCACAUUCUACAAACAGCAGCUUCUACUUCUGUGCAGGCAGUGACACAGCACUGGGUGGAAGUCAGAGACCUAGGCAAGAAGGGUUGCAGCAGCCUGGCCCUCCCCCACAGACCCCAGGGGCCCUGUAGGAGGAGCCUGGGGGAGGGAAACCGCAGCUUCUCUGAGACCACUGGGAGUUUGUGUGUGUGUG